Haemorhous mexicanus (house finch) is the source of this 2239-nucleotide messenger RNA. It is a transcript of the gene LRRC14, whose product is annotated as leucine rich repeat containing 14. Lineage: Eukaryota; Metazoa; Chordata; Aves; Passeriformes; Fringillidae. The record is from RefSeq and is a predicted model, not a curated record. Bases 383 to 1870 code for a protein of 495 amino acids. The transcript is spliced from 4 exons. Gene Ontology annotation, cellular component: cytoplasm.
CUGGGAUCGGGAUUAGGACCGGGAUUGAGAUCGGGGAUCGAGGGAAGCUCCGCCGAGGACUCCAAAGCCACCUCAGAGCGAACCUCCCUCUCCCUCCAGUGCCAGCCAAUGGGAAGGCAGGAAAUAAUGAUUGACAGCGAAGUGAGCCAAUGGGAAGACGUAUCUCAAAAACGCCCGCCCGUCUCGCCUUGAACCAAUGAAAAUUUAAUGAAACAUUGACGGACAGCAGAAGUAGCUAAUUGAAAGAAAGGAAUCCGCCCCUAUGGCGGGUUUUGCCAGCUGAUUGGUUGUCACAACGAGGAAACACGGAAGUGAAGCUUCCGUACGGUCUGGGGGCAGUCGGGGGCUGCGGGCGGCUCUCCAAUACCCCACAGCCCCCUCAAUGGAUUCCCUCCUCUUCCUCUGCGCCCGCCGCGUCGUCGCCCAGCGCCCUCUUCCCGCCCUUCCCGCCGAUCUCCACCCCGUCCUCUUCCAAGCGGCGUUCCUGGACGGCAGACCCCUGGUGCUGCGGGAUUUGGUGGCCGCUUGGCCUUUCCCGGUGCUCAACUUCCAGCGGCUGGUGGGGCGCCGGGAGCUGCUGCGGGACCAUCCCUGCAAGCUCUGCGUCCAGGCCGUCAUCCUGGCCGUGGUGGCGCAGCUCCGGCGGCAGCUGGAGGAGCCCGGACACGACGCCAGCCUACGCGUGCUGGACAUCACCGGACUCCCAGCCUCGGCGUCCGGCCGCGCUCCGGACGGGAUGAGCGUCUGGUCGGGCACGGUGGCUUUGGCCAAGGCUUGCGUGGAGGUGUCCAAGCACCAGCGGGAAUUCCAGAGGCGCGGAUCCAAGCGGCACAAAGGUCGCUCCGGAGCCGCCACGGCCGCGGCCGCUCCGCAGCCCCCGGGCGUGGACGUCCACGCCGACCUGUUCGUCAACGGAACGUCCUACGGGAUCCUGCGCGACGCGCUCCAGACCGGAGCCACCGGCCCGCUGCGCCUCAAGUGCCGCGAGUUCCAGGCCGAGGAGCUCUCGGCCUCCGGGAUCGUGGCUCUGCUGGAAUCCUUGGAUCCGUCCUUCGUGCGGAGGGUGGAUCUGAGGUUCAACAAUUUGGGAUUGACGGGGCUCUCGGUGAUCCUGCCGCACCUCUCGCGCUUCCCGGGGCUGCGCAGCCUCAAGCUCCAGUACAGCAACGUGGACGUGCGGCGCCCGACGCCGGAAUCGGCCAUCGGGAUCCGGUGCCUGGCCGGGCAGCUGGGAAUGCUGCCCAGCCUCCGCGAGCUCAACCUGGGAUCCUCCCGGCUCUCCGGGAAUCUGCGCCAGAUCCUCUGCGACCUCCAGGCUCCGUUGGAAAGCUUGGAAUUGGCCUUCUGCUCCCUGGUUCCCGCCGACCUGGCCUUCCUCUCCCAAAGCUUCCACGCUCCGGCCCUCAAAAGGUUGGAUCUCAGCGGCCACGACUUCUCCCAGGGCCUCCUGGAGCCGCUGCGGCUGCUCCUGGAGGAAACCUCGGCCUCGCUGCUGCACCUGGAUCUCAUGGAAUGCCGCAUGGCCGACUCCCACCUGGACGCGCUGCUGCCGACGCUGCGGCGCUGCUCCCGCCUGCGCUUCCUGGGACUCUACGGCAAUUCCCUGUCCACGGCCGCGCUCAAGGAUCUGCUCCAGAAAACCUUGGAGCUGCCCGACCUCCACCUGGUGGUCUAUCCCUUCCCCGUGGAUUGCUACAAGCCGCAGCCGCCGGCGGAAUCCGCUUGGAAUUUUGAGGAACCGGUGGACGAGGAACUUCUGGCGGCGGCCGACGCGGAGUUUUCCCAAAUGUUGGCGAAUUCCGGGAGAACCGACCUUGUCUGGACUUCCAACCCCUACGGCCAUGGGACCUUGGACUUCUUCUCCUUGUGAUUUGGGAGAAGCUCGGAGCCUCCAUCCCAAAAUCCGGGCGUUUCCCGCCUCCUCCCGCUGCUUUUUUUCCUUUAUUUUGGUGCUUUUCUGCCCGGUUUGUAUAUUUUCCUGGUUUUUAUAUUUUCCUGGUUUUUAUAUUUUCCCGGUUUUUAUAUUUUCCCGCCUCCUCCUGAUGUUUUGGGUCUUAUUUUAGGAUUUUUUCCCCCUCAUCCCGAGAUUUUUCCGUCCGGUUUUGGUGUUUUCCCCACUCCGACCCCAAAGAUUUUCCCGGAAUUUUUAUUGCCACGUCCAGAAGGGAAAAGCCCCUGGAUGCCCUGAAUUCCUGUGGGACGUUAAGUAAUUAUGAAAUAAAUAUUAAUUAAUUGUUCA